Messenger RNA from Branchiostoma floridae (Florida lancelet), 1801 nucleotides. Its product is annotated as transmembrane protein 186-like. The record is from RefSeq and is a predicted model, not a curated record. The transcript is spliced from 2 exons. Gene Ontology annotation, cellular component: mitochondrion. NCBI's taxonomy places the organism in Eukaryota, Metazoa, Chordata, Leptocardii, Amphioxiformes, Branchiostomatidae. Bases 218 to 949 code for a protein of 243 amino acids.
CACGGGAAAUCAAAAUAUAAAUUCCGGUAAAGGGACAUGCAGACCCUCAUAUAUAAGGUCAAAGGUCGAACACAUGUGUUUUCAGGAAGGACACAGAAACUGGAUAGAGCACGUCUUCAGUUUUUCACAAAGACAGCGGUGUUUGAAACGAUCUUCCUUUAAAUCGACUCCCAAAGGUAUCUGAAGAGCUCGGUGUCUUCAGGAUUCAACAACAAUCAUGCUAUCUGCAUUACCAUUGGUCAGGUCUGCUUUGAAGAGGACCAAUCACGUCAGACUUACGAGAGUUCUCUCACUGAACAGCGCUAACCUGCACAGAUACAAUUCUACAGCUUUACUAUGUGGAAAACCAAACUCCUUUUGGGUCCAAAAUUUCAACAGAAGUGUGUUGAAUUCUUUAUCAACAUGCCUUGUGAAGAGGUUUCACCAAAAUAUUCCACAAAUGAAGAACAGCAACCUGCAGAAGAAUAAGAAAGACAAAGGGUAUGACGUCGUGUAUCGCUUCCCGUACAUGCGUAUCCUCGCAGCCGUCUCUCGCUUCAAAAUCGCGCAGACGACGCUGAUGGUUUUCAUGAUCCCCAUCACGGUUACGGUAGCCGUUGAAGGCGACGCGUCGUGGGCCACGGCGAACUCUGUCAUCGGCUUGGGAAUCUUUUCAACCAUCAUGUUGUACGCCAUGAGCGAAUACCUGAGAAAAUUCAUCGGCGUCGUUAGUAUCAACCAAUCAGGAGACACUGUUAAACUUUCGCACCUGAAUUUCUGGGGGCGGCGUGUGGAGACGUACGUCGAUAUCAACAAUGUCGUACCGAUGACGGAAACAGGGGACAAGGAAGGCGAACUGUUCAAGAAAUUCAAGCUGUAUGACUCGGACCUAACCUUGUACUACACCUUAAGGGUGGGUCACAUCCUCGACAAGGAAAAGUUGGGUAGAAUCUUGGGUACCUUGGAGUGAUGUCAUUUCACUGUGUUUGUAAAUCAUGGUCAGUAUUAAGUCUUCCGACCAUUUGAUGAAAUAUUAAAUGCAUUGUUAAAGUCUUCUUUGCCAAUAUGAAGUAGCAAGUUGCGCCUGAAUACAAUGCUUUAAGUAACAUUAAGUAGGAAUAUAGUUACAAAACAAUACUGUAUAUACAUAAACAAGAAACUCUUUUUGAAGAUUGACAUGUGCACUCUCUGUUACAUGACCUGUUUACAUGUAAACUGGUGUUUAUUCUUGAAGAUUUUGAUAAUGAUAUAUGCUGUAUUAUAAUAAAUGUGUAAUCUGCUUAUCAAUAGAUGAUAAAAUAGACAUUGUAGUAUGAAAAUGAAAAUGCACUUUGUCUAAUAUUGUUCACCAUUUUAUCAAUGUUUGCAACAAUGCAGCCUCGUGAGGUCUGAGGAUGUUUAGAUUUUACAGUACCAGAACACAGUCCAAGCAUGUACCAAUUAUGCACACACACACACACACACAAACAGAUAGACACACACACCUGUACAAAACACACAUGUAAACAUAAAUAUUUACAUACAUACUUACAAUUUCAAAUUGUAGUCUCUACCAGACACGGGUCAUUGGAAAAAUAGUUGCAACUUUGGAUAAAUUCUACGAACUACAUGUAUACCUCAGUAGAUACCUCACUAAGUCCUGGUGGAUGAUACUGAAGAUGCCAGUGCUGUUUCCUGCUAUAGUGCUAUAACCAUGCAGAGAAUGACUUUGACUUUAUUCAAAUCCACAUUUGACAUAGUAUACAAGUAUACUGUAGCAAGGAGCUUCUGAUAAAAGCUCCUUGAUUGUAGGUAUUCUUCCUGUGGUAUUUAUAAACAGGAC